Messenger RNA from Klebsormidium nitens, 832 nucleotides. The record is from the annotation of a GenBank genome assembly. Lineage: Eukaryota; Viridiplantae; Streptophyta; Klebsormidiophyceae; Klebsormidiales; Klebsormidiaceae.
CAGCACUUCACAACUCACUUGUGCAAGGUAAGGGCGCCAGCAGGAUUUGCGCAUGUUUUCUACAAGAAGGCUGCCAUUUGACGCGCUCAUGUUAUGUAGAAUGCUGAGAGCACUGCAUUCUUACAAGUAGGCAGCUGACACUCAUGAAGCCACCGUGAACUUGGGGUUGGACACCCUUGAUUGACUUUGGCGCUGAGGAGCAAGCAUGGCAGAGAAACAGAACAAGAAAGAGGAGCCAGUAGAAGAUGACAGUGCGACCAUCGACGAUGAGGUCGUGCUGAUCGAUUCUACGCUCGAUGACGACGCUGUUUCAGAGCCCAAUGUUUGCCAGUCUCGGGUAUGUUUUGCACUCAUACUUUGUGACCGUUGGAGCAACCGCUUGCUGAGGGCUUUUGAUCUGUUUUCGUACUCUUUGACCGUUGGAGCAACCGCUUGCUGAGGGCUUUUGAUCUGUUUUCAUACUCUUUGACCGUUGGAGCCACCGCUUGCUGAGGGCUUUUAUUCUGUUCUCAUACUCUUUGACCGUUUGGAGCAACCGCUUGCUGAGCAACCAACGCAAGAAGAUGGAUUGCGUUGAAAUUCACGCAAUGAAUGGAUGUAGUUUCUCGAACGUUCACCAUCUGCGUCAAACAUAGGUGGUGGGAAUAGAAAAAGAGGAGCCUUCGACACGAGUACUAUAACAUAGCUUACACGAUCUUCGAAUUCGGGAUCAGACAAACAAUUGAUUCAUGUAUGCCACUGGGAGCCUAUGGCCCAUGUGGGUUUGGCGUUCGAAAAGAAAACAUCAUGCACUCAUUAAGUCAAGAAGCUUGAGCUCAAGUGCAUGGCAAGC